AUGGGUUCGCUACCCGAUCCAGGCGAGUUGACUCAUCCUCCUCCUCCACCGCCGCCCCCGAGUUUCGACGAUUUCCAACGCCAGACCUCGCUGAUGACGAGCUGCACUCUCCUCUGGAAGGAGCUCUCGGACCACUUCACCUCCCUCGAGCAGGACCUCAUCAAGAAAUCCGACGCGCUCAAGGCCAAGUUCCACGCGCUGAACGACGAGACGCAGCACUCCCUGCUGGCGCUCGACUCCCGCGAGUCCUCCAUUUCCAAAUCCAUGUCCAUCGCCCUCGCGGCGCUCGAGAAAUCGGCCAAGGCGGCCCAGGCGUCCGUCGCCGUCGCUGCCGAGGAGCCGGAGGUCGACGACUCGGAGGGCCUGCUGAUGAAACUGAGGAGCUUCUGCCACAGGAUGGCGGCGCAUGAGUUCUGGAUCUUCGUGACCUCUCGGAAGAAGGAGAUCGAGUCGUUCAGAUCGGAGCUGCCGAAGGCCCUGGCCGCCUGCGUGGAUCCGCCGAGAUUCGUCCUCGAGGCCAUCUCGGAGGUUUUUCCGGCGACGAGCGCCGGCAGCUGCGAUUUGGGGUGGGCCUGCGUGCUGCUGCUGGAGUCUCUGAUUCCGGUGAUGGUGGACCCGGUGCUGGGUAAGGAGAGGAUGCUGGUGACCCCAAGCAUCAAGGGGAAGGCGGAGGAGAUAGCCGAGGCGUGGAAGAGGAGCUUGGAAGAGAGAGGUGGGAUUGAGAAUGUGAAGACGCCCGAUGUGCACACUUUUCUGCAGCAUUUAGUGACCUUUGGGAUUGUGAAAAAGGAGGAUAUGGAGUUGUACAUGAAGCUCGUCGUGGCAUCAGCCUGGAGAAAGCAGAUGCCCAAGCUGGCCGUCUCUCUUGGCCUCGGGGAUAAGAUGCCCGAUAUGAUUGAGGAGUUAAUUGGAAGGGGGCAACAGGUUGAUGCUGUUCAUUUUACAUAUGAAGUUGGCCUUGCCGACAAAUUCCCGCCUGUUCCCUUGCUGAAGGCUUUUCUGAAAGAUGCGAAGAAGGCGGCUACAUCCAUUUUGGAGGAUCCCAACCAUUCGAGCCGUGCUGUGCAUAUGGCCGCCAAGAAGGAACAAUCUGCCAUCCGGGCUGUUCUCAAGUGCAUCGAGGAAUACAAGCUCGAGUCCAAGUUCCCACCUGAGACCCUCAAGAAGCACCUCGAGCAGCUCGAGAAGGCCAAGAUUAAGAAAAGGCCAUCCAGCCCCGCUGCAAAACGUACUCGGGCCAGCAAUGUGGGCCAAAUGCCUCCGGCUAAGGCGGGCCGCUCGACCAAUGCUUAUGUCUCGUCUUUCCCGUCUCCUCAAACGUACAUCAGGUCCCCUUCUCACACCCAAUACCCUUCCCCUAUCCCGGCUUAUCCUGCUGUGCCAGCUGUCUAUAACAGGAGCCCACCGUACGCUUACUCACCGGAGGCACCUGCACCUGCAAUCGUUGGAUCAUACUCUGUUUCACCCCUGAACUUCCCGGCUUAUGGGAUGGCGCCUGCUUACCAGCAAGCUUACUACUGA
Striga hermonthica is the source of this 1521-nucleotide messenger RNA. The record is from the annotation of a GenBank genome assembly. NCBI's taxonomy places the organism in Eukaryota, Viridiplantae, Streptophyta, Magnoliopsida, Lamiales, Orobanchaceae.